Sinocyclocheilus anshuiensis is the source of this 2449-nucleotide messenger RNA. Its product is annotated as fatty acyl-CoA reductase 1. Gene Ontology annotation, biological process: long-chain fatty-acyl-CoA metabolic process. Gene Ontology annotation, molecular function: alcohol-forming very long-chain fatty acyl-CoA reductase (NADP+) activity. The record is from RefSeq and is a predicted model, not a curated record. The coding region runs from base 116 to 1609 and encodes 497 amino acids. Lineage: Eukaryota; Metazoa; Chordata; Actinopteri; Cypriniformes; Cyprinidae. The transcript is spliced from 14 exons. Gene Ontology annotation, cellular component: peroxisome.
CUGAGGCGCGUUCACUGCAGCUCUGUGGAGCACGCUAGAGAGAGGCACGCGCUGCUGCGGCUCGGGGAUUCAUGAGCAAGACAGUAUCCAAGGGGCAGAGACUACAAAAGUGUCCAUGUUCAGCAGGAGCAGCGUCAUCAUGGCCUCGAUCUCGGAGUGGUACGCGGGGAAGAACGUGCUGAUCACUGGAGCCACGGGCUUCAUGGGGAAGGUGCUAGUGGAGAAGCUGCUGCGCUCCUGUCCCGACGUCAACGCCCUCUACAUCCUCGUCCGGCCCAAGGCGGGUCAGUCCAUGUCCGAGCGCGUCCAGGACAUGAUGAAGUGUAAGCUGUUCGACCGCGUGCGUGAAGAUAAUCCUGACUUUCAUCAGAAGAUCAUCCCCAUCAGCAGCGAGCUCACGCAGCCCGGCCUGGCCAUCAGUCCAGAGGAUGUGCAAACACUCACUUCCUGUAUCAACAUCGUCUUCCACUGCGCCGCCACCAUCCGCUUCGACGAGCCCCUGAAGCAUGCGCUGCAGCUGAACGUCAUCGCCACGCUGCAGCUCCUCUCUCUGGCGCAGCAGAUGCAGCACCUGCAGGCCUUCAUCCACAUCUCCACCGCCUACGCCAACUGCAACCGCAGACACAUCGACGAGGUCAUCUACCCUCUUCCGGUCGAGCCCAAGAAACUCAUCGACUCUCUGGAUGUGGCGCUGGCCGAGUGUGUGGUGCAGCAGGAGAGCGGCAAACUCAACAUCGGCAUCAUACGGCCAUCCAUCGUGGGAGCCAGCUGGCAGGAGCCGUUCCCCGGUUGGAUAGACAACUUUAAUGGACCAAGUGGUGUUUUCAUUGCUGCUGGGAAGGGCAUCCUGCGCACCAUGAGAGCCAGUAAUGACGCGGUGGCCGAUCUGAUUCCUGUAGACGUGGUUAUAAACCUGACGCUGGCUGCCGGCUGGUACACCGCAGUGCACAGACCGAAAACUGCACUCGUGUACAACUGCACAACCGGAGGCAUUAACCCUUUCCACUGGGGAGAGAUCGAGCAUCACGUGAUGUCCACGUUUAAGAGGAAUCCUCUGGAACAGGCUUUCCGUCGGCCAAACGCCAACAUCACCUCCAAUUACCUGAUCUACCAGUACUGGAUCCUCGUCAGUCACAAGUUCCCCGCGCUCAUCUAUGACCUGUUCCUCCGACUGUCCGGACAGAAACCACAGAUGAUGCGUAUUUUCAACCGUCUGCACAAAGCCAUCGGUCUGCUGGAGUACUUCAGCAGUCAGGACUGGGAGUGGAACUCCGACAACAUGAACAUGCUGAUGAGUCAGCUGAGCGCCGAGGACAGGAAGACUUUCAACUUUGACGUUCGCCAGCUGAACUGGCCCGAGUACAUCGAGAAUUACUGUAUCGGCACCAAGAAGUACGUUCUGAACGAGGACAUGUCCGACAUUCCCGCCGCCAGACAGCACCUGAGGAAGCUGAGAAACAUCCGAUACACGUUCAACACGGUGCUGCUGGUCUUCAUCUGGCGCGUCUUCAUCGCUCGCUCUCAGAUGGCCAGGAACAUCUGGUACUUCGUCGUGAGCUUGUGCUUCAAGUUCCUGUCCUACUUCAGGGCUUCCAGCACUCUGACCUAAUGACCAGAGCAACAGGAAGUGUGUGUCCCCGUCCUCCGAGCACUUCCUCUUCCAGAUGUGUCUUCAGCCAUCCUCACACACACACACACACACACACAGGUGUUUCUUUAGCUUUCCUCACCGGCCGCUUGCUCCACCUGACUCCUCCAUGUGCUGUUUUUAAAGGUGUCCUCUUUUAUAACGACUGUCCUUAAUACCGAUUAUAUAUGCAACCGCAUUUUACAGUGUUUCUCCUUUACAUUCUCAUCGCCAUCCAACAUCUGGAGACGUUGCCUUUGUGUCUUCUGAUGAUUUUAGCCUUCUCGACUACAGACAGUGUUUCGGACCACUGGAUCUACCGCUCAAAGCUUUGCUGUUUGCAGCCAUUUCUCUCUCUCUGUGAGUGUGUUCGUGUCUUUUGACGGUUCGUUUGUGUCCUGUCUGUUCUAAUACCAUGUAAUCCAGCCGGAAAACUCGUACCGUGUGGUACUAAAGCCUACAAGAACAUAGUCUAGCGUUUUCACUGCGGUUUUGGUUGGUGUUUUGUCUUUUUUCUUGUUUUUUCAUUUGCCGCGUUCGGAGGGAAAGGCCAGUAAACUGCAACAGAUCUGAUGCAUUUAUAACAUCACACAUUCGCUUGCUCAACUAUACAGCCACCAGUUUAAACAUGAACACCCAAAAUCAAAAGAAAGAAAAAAAAGUCUAUUCAUGAAAAAACUGCAGCCUAUUUUUAAGGAAUGUAAAAUAAUUCCUUAAAGUGUUUAGUUGAACCUUUUCAUGACAAUUAAGCACAUUUACCCCCAAAUUUAAUGCAUUUUUAAUGGAUCUUGAAUUAUGCUUAAUGGCAAUUCUCAUUACUGU